CUCGCUUCUCUCUCUCUCUUUCUUCCUCUUUUCUUCCUCGUCGCAAUCCUCCAAGGAGCAGAUUCUUCCUCGCCAUGCGUCUGUGAUGCCGUUCAUCUUCCCCUCCUUUUAUCUUUAAUCUACUCGUGACAUGAAGUCUAUGAAACCAAAAAUGCCAAUGCUUACGGCCUCCCGCCGUAUCACCGUCCCGGGCCUUGUGCUCUUCGCCCUCAUCGUCCUCUCCGUUUUGAGCCUCCGAGGCCCUCCCAACGCUCGUCUUUUAUCACACACACCUUCGUUUUCUUCUUCUCCACCAGAAAAUGAACCAGACUACUGGACCUGGGAUACCGUCUCCAGAUUCCGUCCCUCGCCUUCCGGCGCUCCGGCCAAGGAUGCUUGUGCUGCUUUUCCCACGGAACUCCUCUCGCGGGUCCAGGUCGUCUUGAAGAUCGGCGCCUCGGAACCCCGCGACCGUAUCGAAACGCAGCUCGCCACGGUCACUCGCUGUAUCUCCAACCUCAUCAUCGUAUCCGACCGGGACGAACAGAUUCAAUCGCACCAUGCUCACGACGUCAUCGGUUCCCUGCCCGUGUCCUACCACAUCAACAAUACCGACUUUGAUGCCUACGAGACAUUGUCGAGGAAUACCCAGCAGAGUAAAAUUGACGGCGCACAAGGGUGGAGAUUGGACCGCUUUAAAUUUCUUCCCAUGGUCGAACGGGCGUACGAAAUAAACCCGUCGGCGAAAUGGUUUGUUUUCCUCGAGAGUGAUACGUUUUUGUUCUGGGAUAAUCUGUUCCGACUGCUCGAUCACUACAACCCCGAUGCGCCUGUUUAUAUGGGCUCUCCGUCGCCGGGUAGCCGGGAUAAGGAUGAGACGACUUGGUUUGCCUACGGAGGUGCCGGGUUUGUCAUUUCGACUGCCGCGGUUCAGAAAUUGGUUCACCGGGAGUCUGGGCCGUACGGGGAAUACACAUCGCCAUCGUUGAGUGAGCGUUAUGAGGACAUGGUCCGGGGAGACUGCUGUGGUGAUUCCGUGCUAGGAUGGGCUUUAUACCAGGCGGGCGUGAAGUUGACUGGGCUGUGGCCUAUGUUCAAUCCUCAUGCGCUACAUGGAAUUCCAUUCGAUGAUGCGUACUGGUGUCAGCCGGUCAUCACCCUGCACAAGUCGCUGCUUAAGGAUUUGGAGGGUUUGUCCGAGUUUGCUCUGAAGUGGAAUAGAAAGGAACCUAUCCUCUAUUCCGAUCUGUUGGACUACCUCCAAUUGGGCACAUUUUCCCAAAGAACCGAAUGGGACAACGGUGACUGGGGCGGUUGGCAAGAGCCCGAUUCCCCAGGCCACGCUUCGAUGGAAGCAUGCAAAGCUGCCUGUCAUGAUCACCCAACAUGUCUUCAAUACACCUACGACUCCUCCGGGCAUUGCGUGUUUGUCGGCACAGUGCGACUCGGAGGAGCCAAAAAGGCCCUUCCCGACGGCAGCCGGCUUUCGUCCGGCUGGGACGUCCAAAAGAUCGCAGCAUGGCGAAAGGCUCGCGAGUGCGAGAAGCCGUUAUGGAUGAAACCAAGCAUCACGCGGAUCUUUUAGUGCGGGUGUAAUUAUAUGGCGUUGGGAUUGGCUUUAUAUAUACUGCGAUUGUAGAUUAUGUCUUGGUCCUUCUGCGAAUGGCCUGAUAGAUAUGACGAGA
Molecule: messenger RNA, 1664 nt
Organism: Aspergillus wentii DTO 134E9
Lineage: Eukaryota; Fungi; Ascomycota; Eurotiomycetes; Eurotiales; Aspergillaceae
Exons: 2
Coding region: 152-1564 (470 amino acids)
Cellular component (GO): membrane
Molecular function (GO): glycosyltransferase activity
Source: RefSeq, a predicted model, not a curated record